CAAUGGUACCAAGAUUUGCUGAGUUCCGUACAAACACGUUAGAUGGUUUCGGUUCGCUUCUUGUAGCACACAUGUGUUUACGGGUACCGAGGUUUGGUCCUGAACGGCUCCGGUAGCUCGAGACCGGCUGCUGUUCGGCGCAUUAGCGCUUAGCAUUAGCGAGUUGUGUGAGCGGAGCUGCAGCUCGACAUGUCCGGCGUGGCCGCGGCUGCUGCCGCCUGCGCUGGCGGCUCGGGCUCGGGCGCGGCAUGUGGCGCUGCGGGGGUCGCCGGCCGGCUGCCGAGCCGCGUUUUGGAGCACAUUUUCUCUUAUCUGGAGCUUUCGGACGUGAUGCGCUGCUCGCUGGUCUGCUGGCACUGGAACAGCUGUCUGUCGGAUGAGAACAGUGAGGUGUGGAGGAGUCAGUGCUCGCGGUUACUCAGCGAAGAGGCGCUGCGCUCAGACAUCCUCUGUAAUCUCACCUCGUACAAAGGAAAAUUGAAGUCAUUUCAGCAUGCCCUGAGCUCCCACGACUGCUCCAGGAAUGUGUAUAUAAAGAAAAAUGGAUUCACACUCCACCGUAACCCGAUUGCUCAGAGUACCGAUGGUGCUCGUGCAAAAAUCGGCUUCUCGGAGGGCAGGCAUGCCUGGGAAAUCUGGUGGGAGGGGCCGCUGGGCACAGUGGCAGUGAUUGGCAUCGCGACCAAAAGGGCACCCAUGCAGUGCCAGGGCUAUGUUGCACUGCUGGGUAGUGAUGAUCAGAGCUGGGGCUGGAAUCUUGUUGAUAAUAACCUGCUUCACAAUGGAGAGGUCAAUGGAAACUUCCCACAGUGCAAUAACGCACCCAAGUACCAGAUAGGAGAGCGAAUACGUGUGAUUCUAGACAUGGACGACAAGACGCUGGCGUUCGAACGAGGGUUCGAGUUUCUCGGCGUGGCGUUCAGGGGUUUGCCCAAGACCUGCCUGUUUCCGGCCGUUUCUGCUGUUUAUGGCAACACUGAAGUCACAAUGGUGUACCUUGGAAAACCUUUAGAUGGCUGAGGAGCAUCUCAGUGCCAUACUCACAAAAUCAAAAGCCAAGGAGACAUCCAGAUGGCAAAAUAAUGACUCUGAGCAGUCCACAGUGUGAGGGCCGAUUCAUAUGGGCAGAAAUGUGCAGAUUAUAAACCGGGAUUAUGGGGUGAGACUCUCCAAAGCAUGACUCAGUGGUCUCAGGAUGGCUGGGGACAAUUAUUUUUAAAGCUGAUUUUAAUGUAAUUUAUGACAAGACACUGGACAAUGUCUCAUUUAUAGCUUAUUAAUCCAGCCUGAUUCAGUGGCAGGUGUGAACCGUUAAUAACAAGUGAAAGAAUGAAUUUCUAAACACGUUACAGCGAUGACUGACUGUAACUAUUGCAUUUAUACAGUAACUGGACAGUUUUAGAAGUAUACUCUGCACCACAAAUGCAAUCCGUAGGCAAACGACAUGCCAAAAACAAUGUUCCAAUUACCUCUACGCAGCUCGACCAUUUUUAACUUAAAUACAAGACUUCACUAGAGUUAGUGCUUUGCAUGCAGUGUAGUUGAAGCUGUCUGUUGCCAUUGGGUUUUGUGCAGGAAAUCCAAAAGAAAUUGUCAUGUUUAUGGAAUACUUAAUUGUGAUGUACUAGUAUAUGAUAUUAAUUUAUUAGGUUUUAUCCUUGUUACCAUUGAGGUUAUGGGGCCAGUAAAUAAACUAUAUUGUGCCAGUCUGAUCAAAUGUACAA
This is a messenger RNA of Tachysurus vachellii, 1724 nucleotides long. It is a transcript of the gene fbxo45, whose product is annotated as F-box protein 45. The record is from RefSeq and is a predicted model, not a curated record. Gene Ontology annotation, molecular function: protein binding. Lineage: Eukaryota; Metazoa; Chordata; Actinopteri; Siluriformes; Bagridae. Gene Ontology annotation, biological process: proteasome-mediated ubiquitin-dependent protein catabolic process; synapse assembly involved in innervation. Bases 190 to 1020 code for a protein of 276 amino acids. Gene Ontology annotation, cellular component: SCF ubiquitin ligase complex; synapse. The transcript is spliced from 3 exons.